AUGGUAUCCUUCCUCCCUAGGAUGUCCUCAGAAAAUCAGAACAUAGACGACAGGCCCUUCUAUGAGACUGUAUUCAGGCACUUCAAAAGACAAAAGGUGCAGAUUUCAAAUGCAAUAAAAAAGACAUUUCCUUUCUUUGAAGGCCUCCGUGACAAUGAACUCAUCACCAGUAAAAUGUAUGAAGGCUCUCUUGUAACCUGGAAGUCUGUAUUUCUAUUUUUCCCAUUCACUGCCUUUAAGGACUGUCAAGAUUCUUGUAGAAACCUGGUCCCUGUACCAAGAGUGGUGUACAAUGUCCUCAGUGAGCUGGAGAAGACAUUUAACCUGUCGCUUCUGGAAGCUUUGUUCAGUGAGGUCAACAUGCAGGAAUAUCCUGACUUAAGUCACAUUUAUAAAAGCUUCGAAAAUGUGAUCCACGAGAAAAUUAAUUAUGAAGAAAGUAACGGACAAAAGAGGCCGGCCAUCCAACUGAGCCUUGAGCAAGGAACUGGCGGAGACUUUCAUCCCGGCCUGACCUCUUCACAGGCAGUUCCCUUGCCUCGUGAUGGUAUGACCCCACGUGAAAAUGGACUCUCGGAUCGCCUCAGUGAAACAGAGAAGAUGAAUGCGAAGAUGAAAGAUAGAACCAGUGACCAAAAUGGUGCUCUAGAAAGCCAACAAGCAAAUGAACAAUGUUCACAAGAGUCUGAACCAGCAGGAGCAAAGCCAUUCAACCAUGGACUACAAAUCAAUUCCUGUUCUGUCCAUCUAGUGGAUAUAAAGAAGGAAAAGCCAUUUUUUAACUCAGAAGUUCAACUGCAAGCCCAGGCAAGGACUGACUAUAACCAGGUGUCUGACAUAAUAGUGAUCAGCAGUGAGGACUCUGCAGAAUCCAGUGAUGGAGAUGAGUUCCCAGAACCCUCCACACCAACACCAGGAAGGGCGGCUGGGGAUCUUCCUGACCCAGGGAUCGAACCCGAGUGUCCUCCUUGGCAGGCGGAUACUUUACUAUUGAGCCACGUGGGAAGCCAAUGUAGCCCGAUUAAGACAGAGCCCAGGAACUUCAGAAAAACAACCACAUCCAGAAAAAGGGCUUGGCAAAGAGUGAUGCUGAGUGAAGACUCUUUAGAGGCUAGCGAGGACGAGGCACUCUGGGGAACACAGAGCUCAACCCUGCGGAGUGGUCCUGAUGAGGAUCCUACAGAUAUUGGAAACACAUCGAUUCGCAGUAGAAGUAAUAGGAAAAGAUGGAUGUGCAGUAGUGAUUCUUCAGACUUGAGUAACGAAGGAGAGCCUUAGGCAACAUCUAGUUCAGCCCUAAGAAAUGGGUCAGGUAAAGAAGAUUAGGAUGUCCAGCCUUGGCCUGCAACAUGUCAGGAGUGAAAAGCCACUGUUUUGAAGACCUUUGUGUCCUGUUCAUCCUGGAACUCCCUUCAGCAUUUUAAAAAAUGGAAUAAGGCAGGAAAUUUGUGAACUCAUAUUUAAUAGGAUAAAUCCUAUUGAUGAAAUUAUAUUUUGCAUAUUGAAAUUAUAUAGUGUAAUUAAAUAUUGCUUUUGCAGGAGAAAUAAAUAGCAAGUUGA
Molecule: messenger RNA, 1560 nt
Organism: Odocoileus virginianus texanus
Lineage: Eukaryota; Metazoa; Chordata; Mammalia; Artiodactyla; Cervidae
Source: RefSeq, a predicted model, not a curated record